AUGCUCCCUUUUUCAAUUUUGUAAACGUUUUUUAGAUUGUAAUAACUCCUUUUUAGAGGUGAUUUUCCAUUCCAUAUUUCCGCUUAGUGUACCUUACAAGUAGGCAGUCAAUUACUGACAAACAAGCCAAGCACACAGCGCAGCACACACCUGAAUAUUUUCAGGGCCAGGUGACAAGGCGGAGACAACGACGACAGCGACACGAACUGGGAAAGGACCAAGGAUGAACCUGAGUGCUAUUCUGAGAAGUGUGAGCAACGGUCUAGGCUUUGGGGCCGCCACGAAGCGAAAGGAUUUGAAUCUCUCCUAUCCGAGACCAAUCUCGCGCUCCAGUUCUCCAUUGAGCAUUUCCUCGAAGAACUCCAAUACUGAUCCCGUUUCUGAUCUUAUAAUUCCCUCUGAGGACGAAGAGGAAGUCACUCCGGCUGAGAAUCGUCUGGCCUCGGCUGCUGCAAACCUGAAUAAAACUCAAAGUCCCUAUCAACAGACCAUCCAGCAGAUCUUGAGACUGGUCAACGAACUGGAGCAUACGAUUCAUGAGGAUCAGCGGCAAGAGUUUAAGCUACGAAUGGCUCUUAAUCGACAAACGGAACGGGUGGAGGAAUUGGUAUUUUCUCUGGAUACGGAGAAGAAGAGAAAUGGACGUCUAGUGCAGCUCCUUAAGGGAAUUGAUACGUCUAGUUCAGACGAAAGUGAUCCAGGGGAUAGAGUGAAGACCAUUGGGGAAUUGUAUGAUUCCAUCAGUCCCUUACUAAUGCAACAGCGGUACGAUGAGCUCUCCGUGUCCCAUCGCCAGAGUCGCCGGCAAUUGGCAAAAAAGGAAAAAGCUCUGAAGGUCCUGAAAUGCGAGACGGAGCAGUUGCACUCCAAGUACGAUCAGCUUUUCGAUGAAUAUCGAAGUGAACAGCGUCGCUUUGAGAUGCUGUGCACCCGGUACAUCCAGAUGCAGUUGAAGAAGAAACAGGAAAUCUUCAACCUAAAGAAUACUCUUGGUCAAGCCAGUGAGUGUAUCUUCCAUGCCCAAGUGGCCAUCGACGAGUGUUGUCAUCGGGAAAAGUCACCCAUAUCCCCGGAAAAUCUGCAAAACUUUAGCAGGAAUCUCGAGUGCUUUAUGGAUGCCCUGAGGAAUUGCUGUAGCUUGCGAAAAGUCCAUGAACUCCAGCAGCAACAGCUACAAAAGGAAGAGGAAACUGAAAAUCAGGUCACUGAUGCCAUCACCCCCAAGGCCAAAGAAUCCUCGAUCUCUAGUAGCGUCACUUAUGUUCAGCAUUUAUCAAGUCGACAUCCUCAAAUCCGACGUCACAGACAUUCAGCUCGUUGAACCAUCACUUUUAGUUACAUCUUAAUGUUAGGUUUCUUGUGAAUAUUUUUAAUUUAUGAAAAAUUGAUUCAUUUAGUGAAAAGUGUAAAAAAUAAAAACAAAAAAAAAGUUUAUAAACAUAUAAAAACCCA
Drosophila eugracilis is the source of this 1452-nucleotide messenger RNA. RefSeq lists its product as uncharacterized. Lineage: Eukaryota; Metazoa; Arthropoda; Insecta; Diptera; Drosophilidae. The record is from RefSeq and is a predicted model, not a curated record. The transcript is spliced from 2 exons. The coding region runs from base 224 to 1321 and encodes 365 amino acids.